UUCGAUUGUUCUUUCCGUUUUCGAAAAUAAACAGACACUGUGUGUUUUGUCGGUGACUUUACGUGAAGAAGUUAAGUAUUACAUUCCUAGCGCAACGGAAAAAUGGAACAUAUUUUUGAAUUUAGUGAACUUACAACUCAACGGAGAUGGCUGCAGUUAUUGGUGGUGUUUGUUUUAUUUAAUUCAACUGUAGCGACAAUCGGGUUUCAAACAUCAGGACUGCAGUUCAGUACGAAGUCCAACGUAACUGUGCCGACAGUAAUCUUUACCCAGAUCAGUCUAGAAAAGUGUUGGGAAGAGUGUACAGCAAGGGUGGCAUGUCCGGCCUUUAACUAUUACAAUCUUUAUAAACUCUGUGAGCUAGACAUUCUUGGGAAUUUGGCUGAUGUAUCUACCAGUAAAACAUUUGAUCAAAGCGGAGUUGUAUAUUGGUCAAAGACAGAGUUUCCGACCACCAUACCUUGUGGACCUGCUGGAUCUGUGAACUGCUCCUUGGGACAAACUUGCGACAAGAAUUCAGGCACAUGUAAAAUAAAAGAAUGCGGACCGCUCAAUGUAUCGGAUGGGAUUCUUGUUCGUGGGAAUGUGAACAGGGUCGGCAGCUUUAUUCGUCUUGGCUGUAAAGAAGGCUACGUCCCGUCUUACACCAGGGACAUUGUCGAAUGUGGCGUUGACGGUCAGUGGACCGAAUACGACAUAACUUGCAAGAGAUGCGAUGAGGGCUGGACCAUGUUUCAUUCUUCUUGCUAUAAGCUGUUCCAUCACAACGUUACCUGGGACGAUGCAAAGACAAGGUGCGGGCAGGCAAAUGCCUCCCUGGCUUCAAUCACAAGUCGAGAGGAAAACGACUUCAUUAAUUCGAAUUUGAUAAAUGAAACAACUGUGGAUGACAUCUGGAUUGGAGCAAGCUCUAGAGAAGCCGAAAGGACGUGGACAUGGACAUCGGGAGAAAUAUGGGCGUAUACAAAUUUUGCUAAGGGAUUCACAACCUAUCAACCUAAUGUUUGCCUUAUAGUAAAUGUUGAUAUUUGGUAUUAUUCUCCUUGCGACUUUCCAUUUUCUUAUCUAUGCGAGAAGCAGAUAUAAUAAUGCACCAAACUACAUCUUAUUAUUCCCGUUUUGACUCUAGUGAACUACAGUCAAAUAUGGCAAUGCAUCAAACUAUUCAACAGUUAUCCUGAUUUCCGCUUGUUCUGUAAAGAAAGAAGUGUCUCCUUUUCAGUUAUAACCAUUCAAUACUUUUGGAUCUACUAAUCAAAAUCAUACACCAAAAAAUGUUCCUGUUGUUAAGAAUAUUGGUCUAGUAGUAUUCAAUAACUAAUCUGAACAGAAAUCCUCAUGUUUUUGGCCUACUAUUAUACACUAGCUCAUCUAAACAGAACUUCUCAGGCCUUUGGCCCAUUAUUAUAAAUUAACUUAUCUCAACAGAACUUCUCAGGCCUGUGGCCUACUAUUAUACAUUAACUUAUCUCAACAGAACUGCUCACGCCUUUGGCCUGCUAAUAUACAUUAACUUAUCUCAACAGAACUGCUCACGCCUUUGGCCUACUAAUAUACAUUAACUUAUCUCAAUAGAACUACUCACGCCUUUGGCCUACUAAUAUACAUUAACUUAUCCCAACAGAACUGCUCACGCCUUUGGCCUACUAAUAUACAUUAACUUAUCCCAACAGAACUGCUCACGCCUUUGGCCUACAAUUAUACACUCACUUAUAUCAAAAGAACUUCUCUGACCUUUGGCCUACUAUUAUACACAAACUUAUAUCAACAGAUUUUCUCACGCCUUUGGCCUACAAUUGUACACUCACUUAUCUAAACAGAACUUCUCAGGCCUUUGGCCUACUAUUAACUUAUCUCAACAGAACUCCCCACGCCUUUGGCCAACUUUAAUACGCUAAAUUAUCUUAACAGAACUUCUCACGCCUUUGGCCUACUAUAAUACACUAACUUAUCUCAACAGAACUUCGCAGGCUUUUGACCUACUAUUAUACAUAAACUUAUCCCAACAGAACUUUUCAAGCUGUGGGCCUACUAUUAUACAUAAACUUAUCUCAACAGAACUUUACAAGCUCUGGGCCUACUAUUAUAUUUAAACUUACCUCAACAUAAUUUCUCACGUCGUUGGCCUACGAUUAUAUACUAACCUAUAUCAACAGAACUUUUCAAGCCUUUGGCCUACUAUUAUACACUAAAUUAUGUUCAAAAGGGCGAUAUUAAGUAUCAGGGGUUGUUUUAUCGAGAAUCCUAGGGGUCUUCUAUUAAUUGCUAACUAACGGAAAACAUGCAGUAUAUUAUAUAAAUGUUAUAUGGCACUCGUAUAGAUAAAACAUCACUGUCGUACUGGUAACUGUACAAAACAAUACUAGUUUACUAGCAAACUAACCCUAUUGUGCAAGUAUAUACUAAACAACACAAUUGUACUGGUAUAUACUAAACAACACUAUUGUACCGGUAUAUACUAAACAACACUAUUGUGCAUAUAUAUACAAAACAACACUAUUGUGCAAGUAUAUACUAAACAACACUAUUGUGCCGGUAAAUACUAAACAACACUUUUGUGCUAGUAUAUACAAAAUAACACUAUUGUACCGGUAUAUACAAAACAACACUAUUGUACUUGUAUAUACAAAAUUGUACCGGUUUAUACAAAAUUACACUAUUGUACCGGUAUAUA
Messenger RNA from Mya arenaria, 2674 nucleotides. RefSeq names its product aggrecan core protein-like. Gene Ontology annotation, molecular function: signaling receptor activity. The record is from RefSeq and is a predicted model, not a curated record. Lineage: Eukaryota; Metazoa; Mollusca; Bivalvia; Myida; Myidae. The transcript has 4 exons. The coding region runs from base 103 to 1086 and encodes 327 amino acids.